AAGUCGCGGCGGUGUGUCGCAGGGAAAUGGAGAGCGGUUGAAGUCGAGCAGUCGGACGGGAAGGAGAAAAAGUUUCUUAAUUUUUCCGGCAGUGGGCGGUUAGUUGAUUUGUUUCUUUAUUGUCGAGCACCAAAACCAGCGGACGAGGCAGGGGGGAAACCAAAAGGCACACGACUGCAAAGAACAAAACAGGAGAAAGCGAGGAAAAGUGAGAGAGACGGAACCGCACAGUUAUCUCUCAAGGAAGCGAGUGCCUGGUGCCGACCGGCAGGUUAGACAUCCUCACCGCCGAGGACCCGCAGCUGCCAGCCCGCUGAAGACAUGGCCAACAGAGAAGACGAGUACGACUAUCUCUUCAAGGUGGUGCUGAUCGGCGACUCCGGCGUGGGCAAGAGCAACCUGCUGUCCCGCUUCACCCGCAACGAGUUCAACCUGGAGAGCAAGAGCACCAUCGGCGUGGAGUUCGCCACCCGCAGCAUCCAGGUGGAGGGCAAGACGGUCAAGGCGCAGAUCUGGGACACGGCCGGGCAGGAGCGCUACCGGGCCAUCACCUCCGCGUACUACCGGGGGGCCGUGGGCGCCCUGCUGGUGUACGACAUCGCCAAGCACCUGACCUACGAGAACGCAGAGCGCUGGCUGAAGGAGCUGCAGGACCACGCCGACAGCAACAUCGUCAUCAUGCUGGUGGGCAACAAGAGCGACCUGCGCCACCUGAGGGCGGUGCCCACCGACGAGGCGCGGGCCUUCGCUGAGAAGCAUGGCCUGUCUUUCCUGGAAACCUCCGCGCUGGACUCCUCCAACGUCGAGCUGGCCUUCCAGACGAUCCUCACAGAGAUCUACCGCAUCGUGUCCCAGCGGCAGAUGUCGGGGCGCAGCGACUCGGACUUCUCGCCCAGUGCCAACGUGGUGCCCAUCACUGUGCAGCCCACACAGCACUCGGCCAAGCAGAGCUGCUGCCAGGGCAACUGAGUCGAACACACCCCCCCCCCCUCCUUCCCCGCACCACCACCAGGCGGGGGUGGGGUGGGGGGGGUGAGAUCCCGGGACGGAGAAGGGAGAGGGGGUGAAGAAGGGGACCCCGAAGCAGAGGCCCUCUCAGAAACGGGUGAAAGCGAUCUCAUUUAGUCCGAGCUCAUAUUCGUGAUCUGGCUCUAGGUACGGCCCCUCUCUGUCCUGCGCUGUACCUCCUGCUGCUCUCUGUAGCUGCCUGCCUGUCUGGGAUGAGGUCAUUCUCGUUAGCUCGUUGGCUGGUUAGCUCUUUAGGGAUGUGCACAGGCCCUAAGACUUGGGUGGGCGUCGAUCAAGGAAUAUGAACAUGUUUAAACUUGGGGGCUAGAGAGAAUCAGCAUGGGGCCAGGAGAGAAGAUUUGUGCAAUUUCUAGUGGUUGAAAAUCUUCAUGGACACAUACAAAUGAGCAGCAGGCCAAUACUUAUGGAGAGCUUUUUCACGUUUGUCCUCAGUUUUAUUGCUUCUUUUUUUCUUUUUGCGUGUGAACACAUUUUCUCAGAUUCACCCUUCUGAAGGCACUAAGCCACAUCGAUCCAGGUUCUAUCCCAAAGGGCAGACGCCGCUCUCAAAAUGAGCGGUCACGUGCUCCUGUUAGAUUUCUAUUUUAAAUGUUUGGUUUCUUUAUUUAAGAGUUUUUAAAUGAAGAAAAUCCUGAAAGCGUUGUCUCCCUUGUGCGGUCUGGGGUCUGUUUACAUCCCUUCUCUCAACACUAAAGGGGAUAGCUACUGUACACGCAGAGCCCCACUGAGCGGUGUCCUGCAGUUGCUAUAGAUUUUUUUAUUGUUACUUUAAGCAGAAUCCUUUUAUAGGUCCACAGCCAGUCUCUUUCAACCCUGACGUGGACCACAAAUGAAUGCAAGGCGGUGUCAGGGUUGGGGGCGUAGUGCGAGCAGGGGUUUCUGAGCCUUGUCUGACGGGGCUCCUGCACUGAGCCAGUUACAGAAGAGACGUCGCCCCCCUCCGAAAUCUAGACACCUGGAGUGUGAGACUCUGCUUCAGCAGAGGAGACGGAGGUGUCCGCUGUCGGGGGCAGGGCGUGCCGUCUGCCUGGAGCCACUGAACAACCGGGAUCGAAUCCCAGCAGGAAGAGCUGCACUCUGGCUCCUGGGGGGCCGGUGUGUCCGACUUUUUCAGGAUCUAGAUCGGCUAAUUCCUGGCCUGAUGGGACCUGUCCACCAGUCUGUCCAGGCUCCUCCAGUACUGGAGCCCUAGAGCAGUGGUUUCCUGCCCUGGUCCAGGGAGACUUCCGAUUCCCGUUUGGGGAAUUUUACAAUUCACAUCCGGGUCUUAAAAUGUUGCACGGAAUUUUUAAUUGGGAUCAGCCCUGUACUGAUUUUAGUUUUCGUUUCCGACCUGCCUUCUGUCAACAUUGUGAAAAAUUACGUGCAGACGUGCAAACUCGCAGAGAAGCAGAAGGAAAAGUACACUAACUGGGGGAGUAACUGGACACCUCAAGAGCCUUUUUAGUUAGAAAUGAAUUCUUAAUCAACAUGUUAGGGAGAAACUGCAUAAACAUUUAUGCACUGAAAUUGUUGGGAAGUAAUGUGCUUUAGCUAAGAUAUAUUUCUUAGUCUGAAUAAGCAAGCAGAUCAUGUACAGUCACCAAACCCAGCAAACACAAGGAUGUCUCCGGUCCAGGAGUGAGAACCACUGCCCCAGAGACUCAGAUCCUACAGGUAGACUAGGCCUCCAGGACCAGGACUGGACACCCCUGUGUCAGAACCACAGUGCUUCAACUAACUGGUUCACUGUCUGCAGUCGCCUUGAUGCUGUUCAUAGGAUCCAAACUGAGUGACCUACUGAUUCUGUCACAUUAAACCUGGUGAACAGGGCUGAUUGGUGUUGGUGUGGGGCGUAUUUUAAAAAUUACUUCUGCUCUUUUAUUUAUUUUAAGGAGGGUCUCUUCACUUUUGGGUUCUGUUUUUUUAUAACCUGUCAUCCAGGUCUGGAAUUAAUGCAUAAAUCAAUUCUAGACCUUUUUUCAUUCCAUAAUUUGUUUUGUUUGUUUCAUUUACCGUGUAUUUCACAAACGUACAGGAGAUGUACAUGAUCUUCUAAAAGCCAUCAUAUAGUUACAGCCUUGUAUUGUACAGGAACCUGCCAUGAUGCCACUAGAAAACAUAUUUUUAUAGGGUAAGGACACCGGAAAUGAAUAUGUCGCAGAUAUAGAAAUGGUGUGAGUUGAUUAAAAAAUGUAAAACUCUACCUGCUACUUGUAGAUGUCAAAUUUGGAUGUUGAUUGUCCCUUUUUUUAUAGAAGGCUUCUGAGUUCUUCGUUUGUUAAAUAGGAAGUCCUCAACUAGUACUAGAUUUGUCAAGUGGGAAGUGUUGAUCUAAUCUCAUCGGUUUCAGCAGGGGGUGCCUGUAUGUGUGGAGAUUGCAUGUUUCUCUCGAGUUUUCUACUGACCAGCCUACUUUUAAUUGGCUUAUUCGUCCACUUUGGAAGAUUUCAUUUAAUACAGAGGUGGAAUUGCAAGCCAAUACGGGUGAUGGGAGCUGUAGAGAAUCACCAGAAUAACCCAGUGGGUCCAAUGGCCUGCUCUCCGUUGUGACCCUUCUGACCUGGGUUCUACCACUCUGUAGACCUAAUUGUAGGAAUAAAAUGGUUAUCCUCGAGUACUGCUUGGAAAACUUGAGGAGAAAAGUUGUUUGUGGUGUAUGUUUUUCAUUAGAGAAAGCACAUCUUAGGUUUAAAUAAACAACUCUUAACUGUAAAAUCCUGGCUUUAAAAAGGGACUAUUGUAUCUACACUACUGAGUCAAUCUAUAUCAGCUUCCGCUACAUUUGUGCGACAGAGUUUUCAGAUCUGCUGCCUUUUUUUUAAACACCGUGUUAUUUGGCCACUUUUCUGUUUCUCACAGUUAACCGGAGGAUUUGUUAUGUUAGUGUCUUGUUCAUGCCAUUGUAAUUUCACGCCUUAAUUUGGAACAGAAAUGUAUAUGGCUUUAGUGCAGUGGAAGGCCUUAAAAACUCUCACCAUAGGUUGGUUCCAGUAUUCCUUUGUUACCUUUUUAAAUCCUCACAGUAUAUUAUUACGGAGCAAUAAACAAGGCUUAAUAUUUGAACCAAGCCCUUAAAAAAAUUAGACUUGCUUUUAUGAAGGGUGCAACAUUUUUCUCCUGGUUUUUAUCUGAGAUGACCAUACCUUCUGGAAUCCCUUACGGAUUGUCGUCAGGCCUCACGUCUUUUUCUUAAGUGGGGGGGUGGGACACAGAAGCAGUGUAGCCUGUAGAGAAUAAGACUCUUCCAGAGUGACUUUGCCCUCAGCUACUGUGCUGUUCUUAGUCCAGGUGGACACUGGAGAUCUGCCCAAUAUAGAAUUUUUUUUCUGGUUUUAUUGUGACAAUUAAUGUAUCUGUAUAUUUCGUUUAAAUAUGUACAUAUUAAAUAAAAAGCCUAUUUGAGAGGACAA
Messenger RNA from Lepisosteus oculatus (spotted gar), 4421 nucleotides. RefSeq names its product RAB11a, member RAS oncogene family, like (gene rab11al). Gene Ontology annotation, molecular function: GTP binding; GTPase activity. The record is from RefSeq and is a predicted model, not a curated record. Lineage: Eukaryota; Metazoa; Chordata; Actinopteri; Semionotiformes; Lepisosteidae. Gene Ontology annotation, biological process: exocytosis; melanosome transport; neurotransmitter receptor transport, endosome to postsynaptic membrane. Gene Ontology annotation, cellular component: postsynaptic recycling endosome; Golgi apparatus; transport vesicle.